GUUCUGGAUUGGAGCGUCUAAACUGGCUGUGGAAGAAGAGCGAGAAAGAAUGAUUGUGAAUAGUAAUAGUGUUAACAAACAUCAGAUAUAGGGCUCAUUGUAACGUUUGCAGUAACGACACACUGGGUUACCCUCUUGCAUGCCCAUGAGCGUGUUAUUUAGUGAGGGAUUAUCCAUGUAGAUGUGUUACAGCGGUAGCCGCUUCAUCCCGGCAGCCGAGCAGAGAGAGAGAGAGAAGGACAGCUCCGGGUCGGAUAGUAAACGGAGUCGAGCUCCCUCUUUCGGUGUGGUGUGUCCGCCUGGAGAUCAGACGGCGAAGUGGCUCCUCCGGCUGCCCAGUGUGAGGAAGAGGAGGGAGAGUGAGAGCACCGGCCACCCUUUGUCUUCAUUGCGAGGUUUUGGUAUAGACGAAUAGCCUUAAACGGAGUACCGAAUUUCAGGCAGGUGAAAAGUAUGUUUCAGCUUCCAGUGAACAACCUCGGCAGUUUACGUAAAGCCAGAAAAAAUGUGAAGAAGGUUCUAGGAGACAUCGGCUUGGAAUACUGCAAGGACCACCUCCAGGAUUUUAAAGACUUCGUCCCCAAUGACUUCUAUGUGAAGAACACUACCUGGGACGAUGUAUGCGCUUGGGAUCCCUCAUUAACCAAAAUCCAGGACUACAGGUCGAAGCCUUUCUGCUGCUCAGGCUGCCCCUUCUCCUCCAAGUUCUUCUCGGCCUACAAGAGCCACUUCCGCAAUGUCCACAGUGAAGACUUUGAGAGCCGAAUUCUGCUCAACUGCCCCUACUGCACUUACAAUGGGAACAAGAAGACCCUGGAGACACACAUCAGGCUGUUCCAUAUGCCCAAUAAUGUGGUGCGGCAGGGUGUGGGCGGUGGGCAAGCCGGCCUGAAAGAUGCAGCACGGCUGGACGGCAACCUCAAGCCUAGGCCUGCGGACAGUGUGGAGCAGGCGGUGUACUACUGCAAGAAGUGCACCUACCGGGACCCACUGUACAAUGUGGUGCGCAAGCACAUCUACCGGGAACACUUCCAGCACGUGGCUGCGCCUUAUGUAGCCAAGCCCGGUGAAAAGUCUCUCAACGGCGCAGCGGCUGGGAACCCCAGCACUGCCCGCGACGACGCCCUCCACUGUAAGCGCUGCCUGUUCGUCCCCCGCUCGUACGAGGCGCUGGUGCAGCACGUCAUUGAGGAUCACGAGCGUAUCGGCUACCAGGUCACCGCCAUGAUCGGCCACACCAACGUGGUGGUGCCCAGGUCUAAGCCCAUCAUGCUCCUCUCACCAAAGACCCAGGAGAAAGGCAUCCUGGGUGUGACGCAGAAAGGAGCGCUUGUUACUGCUGGCGUCCGCCCACUUUCCACUCAGCAGCUGAGUCGGAUUGUCAUCCCGAAGGCUGGCCUGGCCACAGGAGGGCUGCUGUCAGGGGUCCAUCUGAAGCAGGGUCCGUAUGCGCUAAAGAGUGGCGGGACGACACAGACCUUCUCUGGCAGCACCCAACAGGUGCGCAUCACGUUGCCCGGCAACGCUCAGGUGUCCGUCCCACAGCAGUCGCACACUGUCAAGCAGCACCUGCCUGGUGGCAAUGUGCGCAGUCCAGGGGCAGUGGGGCUGGUAGAAGGCAGGAGCUUCCAAUCAGGCACCUCCUCCACUUCCUCCUCCUCCUCUUCCACACUGAAGCCCGUUUCACUGCCCUCGCGAGUGCAGGCUGCCGCCGCCACUGUGGCUUCAGUUGCUGCCAAGAAGGGGAGCACGUCCAUUCUUGGCACCUCCUACACUCAAAAGUGGAAAAUCUGCACCAUCUGCAAUGAGCUCUUUCCCGAAAACGUAUAUAGUGCGCACUUUGAGAAAGAGCACAAGGCAGAGAAAGUGCCAGCAGUCGCCAACUACAUCAUGAAGAUCCACAACUUCACCAGCAAGUGUCUGUACUGCAACCGCUACCUGCCCAGUGACACCCUCCUCAACCACAUGCUGAUCCACGGCCUGUCCUGCCCCCACUGUCGCGCCACCUUCAACGACGUGGAGAAGAUGGUGGCCCACAUGCGGCUGGUCCACCCGGAUGAGGUGGUGGGCCCACGCACCGACUCCCCACUCACUUUCGACCUGACCCUGCAGCAGGGGAACCCCAAGAAUAUCCAGCUGAUCGUCACCACCUACAACAUGCGGGAUGCACCGGAGGAGUCGGUGGCCUUCCACGCCCAGAACAACACUUCCGCCGCCCAGUGCAAGAAGGCACCGCCCAAGAUGCCCGACAACCUCGAUGUGCCCGUGAAGAGCGCACCGCAGGCCGCUGUGCCAUACAAGAAGGAUGUGGGCAAGACUCUCUGCCCACUGUGCUUCUCUAUCCUGAAAGGGCCCAUCUCUGAUGCACUGGCGCACCACCUGAGGGAGAGGCACCAGGUGAUCCAGACGGUGCAUCCUGUGGAGAAGAAGCUGACCUACAAGUGCAUCCACUGCCUGGGCGUCUACACUAGCAACAUGACGGCCUCCACCAUCACACUGCACCUUGUGCAUUGCCGUGGGGUGGGCAAGACACAAAAUGGGCAGGACAAGCCCACUGCGCCCCCAAGGGUGACCCACACAACUGGUGUGGCGUCCCUCAAGCGUGAAUUUGAGCACUCGGACCCAGCCGUCCUGAAAAGGCGAAAGUUGGACCAAGAACAUUGUGCCUCGACUUUUGUGGAGAGGCCCGAGGAGCCGGUGGUCUUGGCGCUGGACCCCAAGGGCCAUGAGGAUGAGUCUUACGAGGCACGCAAGGCCUUCCUCACAGAGUACUUCAACAAGCAGCCUUACCCAUCCCGCCGAGAGGUGGAGAAACUAGCCGCCAGCCUGUGGCUGUGGAAGUCAGACAUUGCCAGCCACUUCACCAACAGGCGCAGGAAGUGUGUUCGGGACUGUGAGACCAGGAAUGUGGCGGUGCUGUUUGGCUUCAACAUGCGGGAUGUCAACCGGCUCAAGCAUCGGCUGGACUUUGACCCCCAGUGGUUCUUCGAGGGUAAAGACGACGAGGAGAGACGGACAUCCAAAACCGCCAUGGGCCGGUCCGCAGACUCUAUCAACCGCCGCCUGGAGGAGAGUGCGGUGGCUGCUGCAGCAGCAGCUUUACGUCAGCAGGGGGCGAAAGGUGAGGAUGUGAAGUGCAGCCAAGGGCCACGGCGGCCAAACAGUGCCAAGGCUGUGGCCACACCUGAUGUUGGCGGAAGUGACCAAAUCAAGACAAUCGAAUGCACCUUAAAACAAAGAACUGAAAAGCACUCAGAACCCAUAGCCCUGGACUCAGACAGUGGGUCAGGGGAGGAAGAGGAGGAGGAGAAGGAGAAAGGAGAAGAAAGGCCUCAAGAGAGAGUUGUUUCUGCUGAAAAGCUGGUGGAGAGGGGGGAGGGAAGCAGUAAUGAGACAGUGCAGAGAAUGGAGGUCGACACCCAGGAGGAGGAGGAGGAGGACAUGAAGGAGAACUCCAUGAGUGACGACGGGCUCACUGUGGGACAAAACCAGGAGAAGGGAGACGCCCACCAGGCCAGGUCCCCGAGUGACUCGGACUCAGAGGAAGGGCCCUGGGCGAGGGAAGCGACUCAUGGUGAGAAUGGAUAUGGGCCGGCCAAGCUGGAGAGGCAGGGGAAAAAGGAGCAGGUGGCAGCGAAGCUGGGGAAGAGCCAUUCCUCAGCAUGUCAGGACCACAGCAGCCAGGGCGAGGCAAAGGGCAGGCAGGAAGCUGCGAUGCUCGAACAAGGGGCUGGGGGCAAGGAGUCGGGCCCAGGGGUGCUGUCUGGAAGUGUGGGGCUGAGCAGCCAGCAGGCAUGAGGGGUACAAAAACGUAUACAUACACAUACAUAUAUACAUCACCACCACCACAGUUGAUCAUGCCGAAGCCCUGUUAUACCGGAACUCAAGACUUGAAACGGUCAAGGGUGGUUGAGGGAGAGGGAUCUUCCUUAUUGGCUUUUCACCCUUAAGCCAUCCAACGACAUAGCAAGUUAAUGUCAAAGGCGAACUUAGCUGCUUUGUGUUAAUGUUCAACAGUGGCAGGAAUGAAAGAAUAUGUCAUUGCUUGUUUUCUGAGCAGGAAUAACACAAUGUUAAAA
Megalops cyprinoides (Indo-Pacific tarpon) is the source of this 4079-nucleotide messenger RNA. RefSeq names its product activity-dependent neuroprotector homeobox b (gene adnpb). Gene Ontology annotation, cellular component: nucleus. The transcript has 4 exons. NCBI's taxonomy places the organism in Eukaryota, Metazoa, Chordata, Actinopteri, Elopiformes, Megalopidae. The record is from RefSeq and is a predicted model, not a curated record. Gene Ontology annotation, biological process: regulation of gene expression. Gene Ontology annotation, molecular function: DNA binding. The coding region runs from base 454 to 3798 and encodes 1114 amino acids.